Erinaceus europaeus (western European hedgehog) is the source of this 1319-nucleotide messenger RNA. It is a transcript of the gene HSD17B3, whose product is annotated as hydroxysteroid 17-beta dehydrogenase 3. Bases 12 to 944 code for a protein of 310 amino acids. NCBI's taxonomy places the organism in Eukaryota, Metazoa, Chordata, Mammalia, Eulipotyphla, Erinaceidae. The transcript is spliced from 11 exons. The record is from RefSeq and is a predicted model, not a curated record. Gene Ontology annotation, molecular function: oxidoreductase activity. Gene Ontology annotation, cellular component: endoplasmic reticulum.
GUGCUGCAGUCAUGGGUGAAGUUCUGGAACAGUUCUUCAUUUUAGUAGGGUUGUUGGUGUUUCUGGUUUACCUGAUGAAGUAUUUGAGAUUUUCCAAAUUCAUUUUUCUGCGGUUCUGGAAUAUUCUGCCGAGGUUUUUCUUGAAGUCCAUGGGACAGUGGGCAGUGAUCACUGGAGCAGGUGAUGGGAUUGGGAAAGCUUAUUCUUUUGAGUUAGCAAGACAAGGACUCAAUGUUGUGCUUAUUAGUCGGACAAUGGAAAAACUACAGGCUGUUGCUGCAGAGAUUGAACAGAUGACUGGAAGCAAUGUGAAAAUUAUACAAGCAGAUUUUACCAGAGAUGACAUCUAUGAGCAUAUUGAGGAAAAUCUUCAAGGCUUAGAAAUCGGAAUUUUAGUCAACAAUGUUGGAAUGCUUCCCAACCUUUUCCUAACCAGCUUCCUUGAUACAGCAGAUCAAAUGCAGAAUCUCAUCCACUGUAACAUCACCUCCGUAGUGAAGAUGACACAAAUAGUACUGAAACACAUGGUAUCAAGGCAGAAAGGGCUCAUCCUGAACAUUUCUUCAGGUGUGUCCCUCUUUCCCUCGCCUCUGUACUCCAUGUAUUCAUCUUCUAAGGCAUUCAUGCGCUCAUUUUCCAAAGCACUACAGGUGGAAUAUAAAGAACAAGGAAUAAUUAUCCAGGUGCUGACUCCAUAUGCUGUUUCCACCUCAAUGACAAAAUACCUGAACACUAACAUGUUAACCAAGACCGCUGAUGAGUUUGUUAAAGAAUCACUGAAAUAUGUCACAUUUGGGGAUGAAAUCUGUGGCUGCCUUGCCUAUGAAAUCUUGGCAAACUUUCUGAACCUGAUGCCAUCCUGGGUUCUUUGUAGCAGUCUAUUCCAGAAGAUGUUCCUGUCAUACUAUGUCAACUACCUGAAGAAGAACACCAACAUGAGUUAAUCCAGGGGGCUGAGGCCCCACACACCACUGCCUUUUUCACCAGUUCAGAUGGCAACAAAAGACCAGUGAGCUGACCCAGCACCACCCACUUCCUGUAGCUAAAGCCAUGGCAACUAGAAUACAGCCUUCGGAACAUUUCACUGGAGUUUGGAGAUCUUUGGAAAACCAUGUGCUGUGCAAUGAUGUUUUCUGGUUUUUGGGUGUGAGAAAGCAAGGGGUGUGUGGGUAAAAUUGGAAGAGUUUCUACAGUGGAUUAUGAGUAUAUGGUGAAAAGAAAGCCUUUGAUUCUUUGAGUACUGAGUGUAAUAGACUUGCGAAGCUACUUCUGUACUUAGAUGAAAGAAUGAUUGAGGUAAUUAAAUUAAUCAAAAGCUG